AUGGGGAAGAUCAGGAUCAACCAGAUGCUGGUUCCCUGCACGGCCUGGAUACUCGCAAUACCCAGAAUAGCAAUUUCGGAGGAGGUAUCAAAACCUAGGCCGAAGACUACUCCGAGCGGAUACAUCUUCCACGGUCGGUCAAUCGCCUUGAACAGCUUCCCCAGCAUCCGGGUGAAGCAGCCUCCUCCCUCAAGAGACAUGGCAGCUGUGGCAGCGUUUGGGUCCUCGUACUGGUCACCAUACAUGGCACGCUGGGAGAGAGCCACCCGCAGACGCUUGAUCAAGGGCGCCACUGGUGGCAGCAACAACGAUACAAGUGAUGAUGACGAUUGUGCUGUGGCCCAGACUGAAGAAGGUGCCGACAGUUGCCGGUCUCUGUCCACUGGCGAUCAGCCUUCUCGUGGUGAGAUCGAUGGCCGCGAUGUGGUCAGCGUCAAGCGCAUGCCGUAG
Messenger RNA from Clonostachys solani, 450 nucleotides. NCBI's taxonomy places the organism in Eukaryota, Fungi, Ascomycota, Sordariomycetes, Hypocreales, Bionectriaceae. The record is from the annotation of a GenBank genome assembly.